AUGUCCCCCACGACAGCCCUCCAGGGCCGCAUGAAAGAGCUCUCAAGUUCCCUGGGACAAAUUCAACCCCUCGUGGAUCGAUUGCGCGAUUUUACUGCUUCUAUCGGACAGGGUGAUGAAGCCCGCCUGGAGCUUGGGAGUGAAAUACAUUCCCAACUGAAGGAAGCCGAGCAAGAGCUAGAGCUGGUGCGUGUGGAGGUAGAAGCGCUGGUAACUGGCUCAGAUAGCAGGCGCAAGGCCCCUGCUGUCCAUGGGCAGAAGGAGGCUGAGAGGGAGCGGGUCAUUUCGAUGGUAGGGCGAUUGGCUGAGGAGCUCAAGAGAACACGAGGUGAAUUCCGAACCGCCCAGUUACAAGCGAAGCGGAAUGCCGAACUCGCCAAGCGGAAGGAGAGAGAGUUGCUGCUGUCGGGAUCGCACUCCAAGAAGAAGCAGCCGACAGAGAAGUUUACUCAGGAUGAUCUUGUUUUGAAUGCCUCGAACGACGUGACGUCUGCGCUGCGCAGAACCCAUCAACUCAUGCAGGCGGAGCUCUCCCGCAGCCAAUUUGCCCAAUCGACCCUUGAGCAAUCCACAGCCGCAAUAUCAUCUCUGUCCGAGUCCUAUAGCGGCCUUGAUACACUUCUCUCCUCGUCCCGCAGCCUGGCUAACUCCCUUCUCCGCUCCCAAAAGUCCGACACGUGGUACCUUGAGACUGCUUUCUAUGUUCUUCUUGCAACAAUUGGCUGGCUUCUAUUUCGACGUGUCUUCUAUGGGCCUCUUUGGUGGCUUGUAUGGCUGCCCUUGAAGCUCAUCGGCCGGGUCGCGUUUGCAACACUAGGUGCAGUCGGGCUCUCCACUACAGCUGUGCAGUCUGAUUCUCAGUCCCUCGCAGGGGAUAUCUCUACGGCGAUUCAUCAAACGGCCACGGCGGCUACAACAGGAACCGUGACAGCCAGUAUCACUGCCUGGGAGCAAGAGCCGUCAGCACCGAUCGACAGCGAUCGUGUAAUUGACAAAAUUGGUGACAUGGUUGAGCAAGAGAAACAAACAAGCGUAGACAUUGACGAUGUCACCCCGGAGGAGAGGGCAAGACAGGCAGAGCUUCCCCGGAAUACCAAAAAGCGGAUGUUCGAGGCCGGGAUGGAGGAGCCGGUGCGAGACGAGCUAUAG
Penicillium hordei is the source of this 1149-nucleotide messenger RNA. RefSeq names its product putative protein transport membrane glycoprotein Sec20. Gene Ontology annotation, biological process: retrograde vesicle-mediated transport, Golgi to endoplasmic reticulum. The coding region runs from base 1 to 1149 and encodes 382 amino acids. NCBI's taxonomy places the organism in Eukaryota, Fungi, Ascomycota, Eurotiomycetes, Eurotiales, Aspergillaceae. The transcript is spliced from 3 exons. Gene Ontology annotation, molecular function: SNAP receptor activity. Gene Ontology annotation, cellular component: endoplasmic reticulum; SNARE complex. The record is from RefSeq and is a predicted model, not a curated record.